AUGGCUUCACAACAGUCCACGGAAAGCCUGCCAGACUCAGGUCACGAGAAUGGAUCAACAUCCAACCACUCGAGCCAUGAUCCCCAAUACUCCACUGGCAGCACCUACGGCCGGCCCUCAAACAUCUCGCGAGCCAACACAAUGAUAAUGGAUGAGCAAGAUCGUCUUGAACUUCACAGACUUGCUACCGGAAUUUCACAGCAACGCAGACAAAGCACAUCUAGUUUUGCGCCGACAGUGCCAGAGAUCGAAGAACAAGACCCUGCACUGGAUCCGACAAACAAAGCUUUUGACCUUUCAAAAUGGUUGCCAUCCUUUAUGCACCGAUUGCAAGAAGCCGGCGUAGGACCAAAGAGUGCCGGAGUCGCUUUUAAAGACCUCAGUGUUUCCGGCACUGGAGCGGCUUUGCAGCUACAAAAGACUCUUGGUGAUGUGUUAUUGGGGCCAUUGCGUAUUGUACAGCAUCUCAAAUCAGGCAAGAAGGAGCCAAAAACGAUACUUCACCGAUUUGAUGGCCUUCUCCAGGGAGGGGAGACUCUCAUAGUCCUUGGUCGCCCAGGUUCCGGAUGUUCGACACUGCUCAAGACCAUGACCGGAGAGCUUGAAGGCCUCAGCGUCGGUCAGCAGUCCAUCAUUACAUACAAUGGAAUAUCCCAAAAAGACAUGAUCAAAGAAUUCAAGGGCGAAACAGAGUACAACCAAGAGGUUGACAAACAUUUCCCACAUCUGACCGUCGGCCAAACGCUCGAAUUCGCAGCGGCAUGUCGCAUGCCCUCCAACUCCAAGACAAUUAUUGGGUUGACUCGCGACGAAGCUUGCAAGAGUGCCACCAAGAUUGUCAUGGCGGUCUGUGGCUUGACUCACACAUAUAAUACAAUGGUCGGUAACGAUUUCAUUCGUGGUGUCUCGGGAGGAGAACGGAAACGUGUCAGUAUCGCCGAAAUGAUGCUGGCGCAAUCUCCCAUGGCUGCUUGGGAUAAUAGCACUCGAGGCUUGGACUCGGCGACUGCCUUGAAGUUCGCCGUAGCCAUUCGUUUGGCGUCCGACUACACUGGAUCUGCAAACGCCCUGGCCAUCUACCAAGCCAGUCAAGCCAUUUACGACCUGUUCGACAAGGCCGUGGUCCUCUACGAGGGUCGACAAAUUUAUUUCGGACCAGCGAAAAAGGCAAAGGUCUACUUCGAGAAGAUGGGCUGGCAGUGCCCUCAACGUCAGACCGUAGGCGACUUUCUGACCUCUGCCACCAAUCCCCAAGAGAGAAAGGCCCGACCAGGAAUGGAGAAGAUUGUGCCCCGUACCGCGGAAGAGUUCGAGAGGUAUUGGCACAACUCACCAGAAUACAAGACAUUGCGAGAGGAGAUUGAGCAGUAUCAGGGCAAGUAUCAAGUUAAUGACCGAUCCGCGGCCAUGGCUCCGAUGCGAGAGCGCAAGAACCUCAUUCAAGAGAAACGCGUCCCACGCAAGUCCCCAUACAUCAUCAACCUCUCAACGCAGAUUCGCCUAACCACCAAACGAGCUUACCAACGAAUCUGGAACGAUAUCGCCGCAACCGCUACACAUACUACAACGCAAAUCAUCAUGGCCCUUAUCAUUGGUUCCGUAUACUAUGGCACAGACGAUGAUACCGCCAGCUUCUACUCCAAGGGAGCUGUGCUCUUCAUGGGUAUCCUGAUCAACGGCUUUGCAGCUAUUUCCGAGAUCAACAAUCUGUACUCGCAACGCCCUAUCGUCGAGAAGCAUGCAUCUUACGCCUUCUAUCAUCCUGCAGCUGAGGCCAUCUCCGGUAUCGUGGCUGAUAUACCCAUCAAGUUUGUUUCCGCAACGGUCUUCAAUAUCAUCCUUUACUUCCUCUCGGGGCUCCGUCGAGAGCCUGGUCCAUUUUUUCUUUACUUCCUCAUCUCAUUCAUCUCCACAUUUGUCAUGUCAGCCAUUUUCCGUACCUUGGCUGCUAUUACCAAGACGGUUUCACAAGCCAUGACGUUGGCAGGUAUCAUGAUUCUGGCUCUUGUGAUUUACACAGGUUUCAUGAUUCACGUACCACAAAUGAUUGACUGGUUUGGCUGGAUCAGAUGGAUCAACCCUAUUUACUACGCCUUCGAGAUCCUGGUAUCCAACGAGUUCCAUGGCAGAGACUUCGAGUGUUCAUCCUUCAUUCCUGCCUAUCCUCAACUGAUCGGAGAUUCAUGGAUCUGUUCAACAGUUGGGGCUGUGGCCGGCCAACGAACAGUCAGUGGUGAUAACUUCAUCGAAACGAACUACGAAUACUAUUACUCUCAUGUCUGGCGCAACUUUGGCAUCCUUCUGGCUUUCCUUGUCUUCUUCAUGGUCCUGUACUUUACAGCCACUGAGAUCAACUCAAAGACAUCCAGCAAGGCUGAAGUACUCGUCUUCCAGCGUGGUCACGUUCCCGCUCACCUACAAUCUGGAGCGGAUAGAAGUGCGAUGAACGAGGAGCUUGCUGUGCCCGAGAAGAAUGCGCAAGGAACUGACACCACUACCGCUCUUGAGCCUCAAACCGACAUUUUUACUUGGAAGGAUGUCGUGUAUGACAUUGACAUCAAGGGAGAGCCGCGUCGACUUCUAGAUCAUGUCACUGGUUGGGUCAAGCCCGGUACUCUUACAGCUCUGAUGGGUGUCAGUGGCGCUGGCAAGACGACCCUUCUCGAUGUUCUAGCACGGAGAACCAGUAUGGGCGUUAUUACAGGAGACAUGUUUGUCAAUGGCAAGCCACUGGACGCAAGUUUCCAGAGGAAAACAGGUUACGUUCAACAACAAGAUCUUCAUCUCGAGACCUCAACUGUUCGUGAAAGUCUACGAUUCAGCGCUAUGCUUCGCCAGCCAAGUAAUGUUAGCACUGAGGAGAAGCAAGAAUGGGUUGAGAAAGUUAUCGACAUGCUCAACAUGAGGGACUUUGCCAGCGCUGUUGUGGGUGUCCCCGGUGAGGGCCUCAACGUUGAACAGCGCAAGCUUCUCACGAUCGGAGUCGAGCUAGCUGCUAAGCCAAAGCUUCUUCUUUUCCUCGAUGAGCCAACAAGUGGUUUGGACUCCCAGAGUUCUUGGGCCAUCGUUGCCUUCCUUAGAAAACUGACAGACGCUGGGCAGGCUAUUCUUUGUACUGUCCAUCAACCCAGUGCUAUCUUGUUCCAGGAGUUUGACCGACUCCUCUUCCUUGCACAAGGAGGCAGAACUGUCUACUUUGGCGAUGUUGGUAGAAACUCACGUACUCUUCUGGACUACUUUGAGAGACAGGGAGCACGAAUCUGUGGCGAUGAUGAAAACCCAGCUGAAUGGAUGCUUGAGAUAGUCAAUAACGCUAAAAGCUCUAAGGGAGAGGACUGGCAUACUGCUUGGAAGGCAAGCCAGGAGCGAGUGGAUGUUGAGGCUGAAAUCGACAGGAUCCAUUCAACAAUGUCAUCGAAGGCAGUCGCGGAUGAUGAUGCCAGUCAAUCUGAAUUCGCAAUGCCUUUCAUGGCUCAACUUCGCGAAGUCACCUUCAGAGUCUUCCAACAGUACUGGAGGAUGCCAAACUACAUCAUGGCGAAGAUGGUCCUCUGCACAAUCUCUGGUCUCUUUAUCGGCUUCUCAUUCUUCAACGCCAACUCUACCUUUGCCGGCAUGCAGAACAUCUUGUUCUCUGUCUUUAUGAUUGUCACUGUCUUCACUGCUGUGGUUCAACAAAUUCACCCGCAUUUCAUCACUCAGCGUGAACUAUACGAAGUCCGAGAGCGCCCCAGCAAAGCAUACUCUUGGAAGGCCUUUAUGAUCGCCAACGUUGUUGUUGAGGUUCCUUACCAGAUUGUCACUGGAAUUCUAAUGUUUGGCGCAUUUUACUACCCCGUUAUUGGUGUGCAGGGCUCGGCCCGUCAAGGUCUCGUACUCUUGUUCAUGAUUCAGCUCAUGCUGUACGCAAGCUCGUUUGCGCAGAUGACAAUUGCCGCGCUUCCCAACGCACUUACCGCGGCUUCUAUCGGCACGCUCUUGGUUCUAAUGAGUUUGACCUUUUGUGGUGUUCUCCAACCUCCUUCCUCCCUCCCUGGUUUCUGGAUGUUUAUGUAUCGUGUUAGUCCAUUCACCUACUGGCUCGCUGGUAUUGUGUCCACAAUAUUGGCUGGCCGUGCCAUUGAGUGUUCGGAGGACGAGACGGCAACAUUUAACCCACCUUCUGGUCAGACAUGCGGCGAAUACAUGGCCGCAUACUUGGCAAAGGCACCAGGAAGGCUCCAGAACCCUGACGCUACGCAGGAAUGCCAGUACUGCUCGCUUGUCAAUGCGGAUCAGUUCUUGGCUGGAAGUAAGAUCUACUGGGGUGAGAGAUGGCGCAAUUAUGGCCUUGUCUGGGCAUAUGUUGUAUUCAACAUAUCUGUUGCUGUUUUGACUUAUUAUGUUUUCCGGGUUAAGAAGUGGAAUUUGGGUAAGAAGAAGAAGGCUUGA
Messenger RNA from Fusarium venenatum, 4431 nucleotides. RefSeq names its product ABC-2 type transporter-domain-containing protein. Gene Ontology annotation, molecular function: ATP hydrolysis activity; ATP binding; ABC-type transporter activity. Gene Ontology annotation, cellular component: membrane. The record is from RefSeq and is a predicted model, not a curated record. NCBI's taxonomy places the organism in Eukaryota, Fungi, Ascomycota, Sordariomycetes, Hypocreales, Nectriaceae. Gene Ontology annotation, biological process: transmembrane transport.